UAUACUUAAACGCUAUAUAUAGAGGAGUUAAUGACAAAUCGUUAUCAUUGUCUGUCUGGGUUUGAAGCGAGUAACUCGUUAGCUUAAGUGAUAAAGGCGUGAAGAUGAUCGAGACUAAAGUUCCCGCGUUUGCUGAGUUGAGCGAGUUCGCGAGUAUAGGGUCUGGCGGAGAAGUAGUGUUCGCAACAGACGAUUUCUUUGCAACAUGUGAGAACAUGAUAGCAGAUAGUGAGCCAAUAUUCAUUGAGGAUAAAUACACGGAGUUCGGCAAGUGGAUGGAUGGGUGGGAGACCCGUAGAAAGAGGGUUGCUGGCCACGAUUGGUGCAUCCUGAAGUUGGCGACCAAGUGUGUUGUUCGUGGAUUACUAGUGGACACAGCAUUUUUCACUGGGAACUAUGCACCUAAAUACUCCAUACAGGCUGCCUGCUUAACCCCUGAAGAAGAAGAAUCGAUACCAAAGAGAGUCUCUGAAAUGGGUACGGCGUGCAACAAAUUCGACUUGAAACAUAUCGAACGACUUAAGUCUGACAAAUGGGAUGAAUUAGUGCCCAUAACAGCCCUGCGGCCAGGCUAUGAAGAAACUAGACUUAAUUUCCAGAAGGUACUCAGUGACGAUGCUUGGACUCAUAUUCGUGUGAACAUUUAUCCCGAUGGAGGGAUUGCUCGUCUGCGAGUGUUCGGGGAAGCUAAACCCGAGCCGCCUCCGAGAAAUCAAAUUAUAGACCUAGUGUCUCUGCUAAAUGGCGCUGCUUGCCAAGGUUUCUCAAAUGCCCACUACGGACACCCAAAAAACGUAAUCAAGCCUUCUAAAGGAAAAUGUAUGUCUGACGGUUGGGAGACGGCGAGGAGACUGGAUAGACCGAAUAUUAUAGAGGCCAAUGAUGAUGGAACUAUGAAGACUACAGGUCAAGAAUGGGCGGUCUUCAAAUUGGGCUUCCCGGGGCACAUUAAGCAAAUUUGUGUGGACACCAACCACUUUAAAGGCAAUUAUCCUGACUCCGUGAAGAUUGAGGGGGCGUACUUAGGCCGGGGCGACUGGUAUCCAGAAAUUGACGCCAACUGGCAUAAUAUUUUGAAGCCUAGUAAGCUAUCGGCCCAUAAUGAGCAUUGGUUUGACUGUGAAUCGAAUGUCAUCACACACAUUAAAGUAACGAUGGCGCCAGAUGGUGGCUUCAGCAGAAUUAGAGCGUUCGGUUAUAUCAGCGAACAAAUUAUUUGAGAGUUUUGGGUAAAUGGUUGGAGUACAUAGCGUAAUAUAUAAGUCAGGCCUUUAUUUUCAAAGGCAAAGAGAUGUUUUAACUAUCACUUAUUACCAGUUACGUCAUUGAGGACGAGCUUAUAAUAAUAUCUUCACAUUGGAUCCCUUUGUAACCAGAUCUAGGAAUAGAAGUUAAAACCGUCUUAGUAGAAGACUAUUUGACUAUGUCAUUGUGUAUCUGUAGUUAGCUGAGAAGGAAACGUAUUUUGAAGCUAGUAUAAGCGUGCAAUGUACAAUGUCGCGGAAACCCGAGUACUAGUUCCAAGGGCCAUUGUACAGACGAGAACAGUCGUUCUUGGUUCCUACGUACGACACAGACUUAGAAGCGUAGCGACGUAAUAUCAGAGCUAAAAUUCAGUGAAGCAAAACCAUGUAUUGUUCUAAUAGUUGACAUUAUUUUAUGCUGUGAACUAAAUUGUAUAUUUUUGUACUAUAAUUCUCGUAAAUUAAUUAUGUUUCUUUGGUUUAUUUACCACCGUACUCAGAGUCAUUUAAUGGUUACUUAAUGAGUCAUUUAAUGAGUCAUUUAAUGGUUACUUAAACCAGUCCUUAGCAAUUGUUUUUGAAACCAAAGUUUUACUAAGGAAUAGUUUAAGGAACCAUUAAAUGACUCUAAGUACGGCUAAUCAGAGCCCUAUUUUGACUUGAAACCAAUCGAGUGAUAUCGUCGAAAAGUUAC
Messenger RNA from Spodoptera frugiperda (fall armyworm), 1938 nucleotides. Its product is annotated as allantoicase. The coding region runs from base 105 to 1220 and encodes 371 amino acids. The transcript has 8 exons. Gene Ontology annotation, biological process: allantoin catabolic process. Gene Ontology annotation, molecular function: allantoicase activity. The record is from RefSeq and is a predicted model, not a curated record. NCBI's taxonomy places the organism in Eukaryota, Metazoa, Arthropoda, Insecta, Lepidoptera, Noctuidae.